CUCCCCGCCCCGCGAUCCGCUGCGUUUCGCUUCCCCGGCAGCUCCCGCAGUCGGGCUGGGGCUCCACGCAGGGACCCCCGCCCAGUCCUCCUCCAGGCCGACCCCAAGCCGGCGGAGAGACAGGGCCCCGAGGCAGGGUCCAUAUCCCCUGGGACACUCUCUGGUCCCCCCAGUGUUAAUCCACCUUGCCCCUGGCUCACCUAAGUUCUUCAGGCCCCAGGAUGCUGUAGAGGCCAGAUGUGGGCGCCUCAGGAGGCGCAGAGCCGGGAGCCAGGGCAAGUUUGAGGAGCACCAAAUACUGAAUCUGAAACCGGCUGUGGGGGCGGGGCCUCGAGGAACUCAGCCUCACCAGAGCCCAGGAGCCAGAGAACAGUCUUCUGGGGUCCUGACCCUCCUCCCACCUGCUGGGCAAGGUCAGGGACUGAGGGGAUGAGGAGAGCUCUGCAGACUUGUGGUCCUCCAGGCUUCUGGCUGUAGUGCCGCUCGCCCAUUCUGCACCUGGCCCCAUUGGUUGCAGGCCUCUGCAAUGUCGCCGCCUCUGAAGCCCCUCCUUCUCCUGGCCCUUGGCCUGGGACUGGCUGCAGCCCUCAACCACAGUGACCCCAACGCCUGCAGCAUCUGGGAAAGCUUCACCACCACCACCAAGGAAUCUUACUCCCGCCCCUUCAGCCUGCUCCCUUCAGAGCCCUGUGAUCGGCCUUGGGAGAACCCCCACACCUGUCCCCAGCCCACUGUCGUCUACCGGACUGUGUACCGUCAGGUAGUGAAGACAGAUCACCGUCGGCGCCUGCAGUGCUGCCAGGGCUACUACGAGAGCAACAGGGCCUGUGUCCCACUUUGUGACAAGGAGUGUGUCCACGGCCGCUGUGUGGCGCCCAAUCAGUGCCAGUGUGUCCCAGGUUGGCGGGGCGAUGACUGCUCCAGUGCAUGUUCCCCAGAAGUGUGGGGGCCACAGUGUGACAAGCCCUGCAGCUGUGGUAACAGCAGCUCCUGUGACCCCAAGAGUGGGAAUUGUUACUGCCCCUCGGGCUUGCAACCCCCCAACUGCCUUCGGCCUUGCACCCCUGGGUACUAUGGCCCUGGCUGCCAGUUCAUCUGCCAGUGCCACGGGGCACCUUGUGACCCUCGGACUGGAGCCUGCUUCUGCCCCACGGAGAGAACUGGGCCCAACAGCUGUGAGGUGCCCUGUCGCCAGGGCACCGCUGGUUUCUUCUGCCCCAGCACCUGUCCUUGCCACAAUGGAGGUGUCUGCCCACCCUCCCAGAACACCUGCAGCUGCCCACCUGGCUGGAUGGGCACCAUCUGUUCCCUGCCCUGCCCCGAGGGCUUCCACGGACCCAACUGCUCCCAGGAAUGUCGCUGUCACAACGGCGGCCGCUGCGAACGAUUCACUGGGCAGUGCCGCUGCGCUCCGGGCUACACAGGGGAUCGGUGCCGCGAGGAGUGCCCCGUGGGCCGCUUCGGGCAGGACUGCGCGGAGACGUGCGACUGCGCCCCCGGGGCCCGCUGCUUCCCCGCCAACGGCGCGUGUCUGUGCGAACACGGCUUCAGCGGGGACCGCUGCGCCGAGCGUCUCUGCCCUGACGACUUCUACGGCCCCAGCUGUCGGGAAUCCUGCACCUGCGACCCGGAGCACAGCCUCAGCUGCCACCCGAUGAACGGGGAGUGCUCGUGCCUGCCGGGCUGGGCCGGCCUCCACUGCAACGAGAGCUGCCCUCAGGACACGCACGGGCCUGGCUGCCAGGAGCACUGUCUCUGCCUGCACGGCGGCGUCUGCCAGGCCGACAGCGGCCUCUGCCGGUGCGCGCCCGGCUACACGGGCCCGCACUGCGCUAGCCUCUGCCCCCCCGACACUUUUGGGGUCAACUGCUCAUCGCGCUGCGCCUGCGAAAACGCCAUCGCCUGCUCGCCGGUCGACGGCGCGUGCAUCUGCAAGGAAGGUUGGCAGCGUGGUAACUGUUCUGUGCCCUGCCCACCCGGCACCUGGGGCUUUGGUUGCAACGCCAGCUGCCAGUGUGCCCAUGGGGCAGUCUGCAGCCCCCAAACUGGAGCCUGUACCUGCACUCCUGGGUGGCAUGGGGCCCACUGCCAGCUGUCCUGCUCGAAGGGGCAGUUUGGCAGAGGCUGUGCCAAUCGCUGUGACUGUGACCAUGCUGAUGGCUGUGAACCCAUUCACGGACACUGCCAGUGCCAGGCUGGCUGGGCAGGCAUCCACUGCCACCUGCCUUGCCCUGUGGGCUUCUGGGGAGCGAACUGCAGCAACACUUGCACCUGCAAGAAUGGGGGCACCUGCAACCCUGAGAAUGGCAAUUGCUUGUGUGUACCUGGAUUCCGAGGCCACUCCUGCCAGAGAUCCUGUCCUCCUGGCCACUAUGGCAAACGCUGCCAGCCCUGCAAGUGUGCUAACCACUCCUCCUGCCACCCCUCAAAUGGGACCUGCUACUGCUUGGCCGGCUGGACAGGCCCCGACUGCUCUCAACUGUGCCCCUCAGGACACUGGGGAGCCAACUGUGCCCAGCUCUGCCAGUGUCGCCAUGGCGGGACCUGCCACCCUCAGGAUGGGAGAUGUAUCUGUCCCCCAGGCUGGACUGGACACCUCUGCUUGGAAGGCUGCCCUCCAGGGAUGUUUGGUGCCAACUGCUCCCAGCCGUGCCAGUGUGGACCUGGAGAGAGGUGUCACCUGGAGACCGGGGCCUGUGUAUGUCCCCCGGGCCACAGCGGUGCCCCCUGCAGGAUCGGAAGCCAGGAGCCCUUCACCAUGAUGCCUACCUCUCCAGUGGCCUAUAACUCUCUCGGGGCAGUGAUUGGCAUUGCAGUGCUGGGGUCCCUGGUGGUGGCACUGGUGGCGCUCUUCAUUGGCUACCGCCAUUGGCAAAAAGGCAAGGAGCACCAACAUCUGGCGGUGGCCUACAGCACUGGGAGAAUGGAUGGCUCUGAGUAUGUCAUGCCAGAUGUCCCUCCGAGCUACAGUCACUACUAUUCCAACCCCAGCUACCACACCCUGUCCCAGUGCUCACCUAACCCUCCACCCCCUAACAAGGUUCCAGGCAGUCAGCUCUUUGCCAGCCUCCAAGUCCCCGAGCGGCCAGGUGGAGGCCAUGGGCAUGAUAACCAUGCCACCCUGCCUGCUGACUGGAAGCACCGCCGGGAGCCCCCUCCAGGGCCUCUGGACAGAGGUAGCAGCCUCCCGGACCGAAGCUACAGCUAUACUUACAGCAAUAGUAAUGGCCUAGGCCAGUUCUACAGUAAAGGGCCGAUCUCUGAGGAGGGGCUGGGGGCCAGUGUCGCCUCCUUGAGCAGUGAGAACCCCUACGCCACCAUCCGGGACCUGCCCAACCUGCUCGGGGGUCCCCGGGAGAGCAGCUAUGUGGAGAUGAAAGGCUCUCUCCCCAGGCAGCCUCCUCAACUCCGGGACAGCCAGAGGCGGCGACAUCCCCAGCCACAGAGAGACAGUGGCACCUACGAGCAGCCCAGUCCCCUGACCCACGACCGAGAUUCUGUGGGCCCCCAGCCCCCCCUGCCUCCGGGCCUGCCCCCUGGUCACUACGACUCACCCAAGAACAGCCACAUCCCUGGACACUAUGACUUGCCUCCAGUUCGGCAUCCUCCAUCACCCCCAUUUCGACGUCAGGACCGUUGAGGGACCAAGCUGGUGUGGCAGAGGCCAGCACACAUGCCCUUUGCUGCCCAAGGCUGGGACAGAGCCCGAUGUAACCUGCCAGGAGCAGGGAGUGGACCGGCAGGCCGUGGACAUGCACAUGUUUAUUAGAGGAAGUGAAUGGAGAGGAGAUGGGAGCCUGGCUCCCAGGUUCCAUCAUGGGAGACUGGUCAGCAGGGCCCCAGGGUUCCCUUUCCCCCACCCACUGCUCCCCAAGGCCCCCAGGACCCUGUAUACAUAAACUGGUGGGUUGAAUGUUGCUGGAUGACUCUGUGAUUGAUCUCACAAAUAUGUAUUGGGCAUCUUUUCUGUGCAUGCCCCAGGCUGGGCUGUGUGUGUGAGUGUACAUGUGUGGUUUCAAACGGGGACCAGGCACAGGUCCUGACCUUUUAGUGGAAGGCAGCCCAAGCCCAGUUAACUCUAUCAAUAGCCUCCUAACUGGUCGUCCUGAGACCACGUGGUACCCCUUCCAAUCCACUGUUGAAAAUACAAGCUGAAAAUCUUCAUUGGUGCCUCACUGCUCUUGGGCCAGAGUCAAAAGUUAUCAAGGUCUUCAGGGCCCUGCUGGCCUGGCCUUCUUCCUUUUUAGUUUCACCUUGAACUGUUCUCCCUGUCACUGCAUUCCACCCACCCAGCCUCUGUCCGCCUCUUUGCCACACUUCCUAUCACAGGCCCUUUGUACAUCUGGAAUGCUCUUCCUCCCCCAUCACUUGUUAACCCUACUUGUCCUUCACAUCUCCUCCAGCCCCCCAAACUCUUUUUCAUAGCACUAAUCACAGCUCUAUUUGUUCGUUCAUCAGAUACCCACAGAAGGCCUACAGGGUGCCAGGCACCACCGGAAUGCUUUUUCUUUAUGUGACUAUUUGAUUAAGCUCUGCCUCCCUGACUGGGCUGUAAAUUCACAGGAAUCCUGUGUUUAUGCUCAACAUUGAUUCCCCUUGGCACACAGUAGACACUCAAUAAAGGUUCCCCAAAAGAU
This is a messenger RNA of Choloepus didactylus (southern two-toed sloth), 4637 nucleotides long. It is a transcript of the gene PEAR1, whose product is annotated as platelet endothelial aggregation receptor 1. Gene Ontology annotation, molecular function: protein binding. NCBI's taxonomy places the organism in Eukaryota, Metazoa, Chordata, Mammalia, Pilosa, Megalonychidae. The record is from RefSeq and is a predicted model, not a curated record. The transcript has 25 exons. Bases 527 to 3640 code for a protein of 1037 amino acids. Gene Ontology annotation, cellular component: membrane.